Spea bombifrons (plains spadefoot toad) is the source of this 4125-nucleotide messenger RNA. It is a transcript of the gene NPAS3, whose product is annotated as neuronal PAS domain protein 3. Gene Ontology annotation, molecular function: DNA-binding transcription factor activity, RNA polymerase II-specific; protein dimerization activity; RNA polymerase II transcription regulatory region sequence-specific DNA binding. NCBI's taxonomy places the organism in Eukaryota, Metazoa, Chordata, Amphibia, Anura, Pelobatidae. The transcript has 12 exons. Gene Ontology annotation, biological process: regulation of transcription by RNA polymerase II. The coding region runs from base 307 to 3069 and encodes 920 amino acids. The record is from RefSeq and is a predicted model, not a curated record.
UUUCUCUGAUGGGGUGGGAUGGGAAAGUUGUUUAGGGCAGUAAUUUGGAAGGGUUGGGUAUCUCAUGGUAUGGCAUGCUAUAGAGACAAAGGUAUUUUAUAGUCACCCAAGGGCUGAGAAGAGCACAGUGUGGCAAGGGGUGGCAGAGCAAUGGAUGCAGUAACCCCUAGUCUGAGGACAGUGAGGCACUUCAGGGGUCGCAUUUCCAGCCAGUAGAUCCGCUUUCAUCGGGUGGAUAGACUGAUCUGUGCCAUUCCUUAAGGAAACUUCCUACUGGCAGGUCUUGUGAAGCUUUCUGAGAAGGGGAUGUCAGGCACCUGGAUCUGGGGAGCCUCCAGGCCUAUCAGCGCAUGUCCCGUCCCCUGUCCUCCAGACCUCAACCUAAGUUUACAAGCCCUGCGGAAAGAGAAAUCCAGGGACGCAGCUCGUUCCAGACGUGGGAAGGAGAACUUUGAGUUUUACGAGCUGGCCAAACUACUACCGCUGCCUGCGGCCAUCACCAGUCAACUGGACAAGGCAUCCAUUAUCCGGUUGACGAUAAGCUAUCUGAAGAUGAGAGACUUUGCCAACCAGGGAGACCCACCAUGGAACCUGAGGAUGGAAGGGCCACCCCCCAAUACAUCUGUCAAAGUUAUAGGGUCUCAAAGGAGGCGAAGUCCCAGCUCUUUGGCCAUUGACAUCUUUGAAUCUCAUCUUGGAAGCCACAUCCUUCAGUCUCUGGACGGAUUUGUAUUUGCACUAAACCAAGAAGGAAAAUUUUUGUACAUUUCGGAGACUGUGUCCAUCUACCUUGGCUUGUCUCAGGUGGAGCUGACAGGAAGCAGCAUAUUUGAUUAUGUUCACCCGGGGGAUCAUGUGGAGAUGGCGGAGCAGCUUGGUAUGAAGCUCCCACCAGGCCGUGGACUCCUUUCUCAGAGCGCCAACGAUGACGGGGCCAGCUCAGCUUCUUCAUCCUCCCAGUCGGAGACUCCGGAGCCUGUGGAGUCUGGUAGCCCCGGGAAUCUCCCUCAGGAUAACUCUCUGGAACGGUCCUUCUUCAUCCGGAUGAAAUCCACUCUGACCAAGAGAGGUGUGCACAUCAAAUCCUCGGGGUACAAGGUGAUUCAUGUCACGGGUCGGCUGCGUCUCCGAGUUUCUCUGUCUCAUGGACGUUCUGGACCUGGCCAGGUGAUGGGUCUGGUCGUCGUGGCGCACGCCCUUCCUCCUCCAACAAUCAAUGAAGUUCGCAUCGACUGCCACAUGUUCGUAACACGAGUCAAUAUGGACCUCAAUAUUAUAUACUGUGAAAAUAGGAUCAGUGAUUACAUGGACCUCAACGCUGUGGAUUUGAUGGGUAAAAGAUGCUAUCACUUCAUCCAUGCCGAGGAUGUGGAAGGCAUCAGACACAGCCAUCUCGAUUUGCUGAACAAGGGUCAAUGCGUGACAAAAUAUUACCGCUGGAUGCAGAAGAAUGGAGGAUACAUCUGGGUCCAGUCCUGUGCCACCAUAUCUAUCAAUGCCAAGAAUGCUAAUGAACGGAACAUCAUCUGGGUCAACUACAUCCUCAGCUUGCCAGAAUACAAGGACAUUCCUAUGGAUAUUGCUCAGCUUCCUCACCUGCCCGAGAAGACAUCCGAAUCUUCUGAGACAUCUGACUCUGAUUCCGACUCCAAGGAUAAUUCAGAAGAUAAUGACAACCCAAAGUCAGAUGGGAAAGGAAAUCUGUCUGAACAAAGUGAGGAUCCAGAGCCAGAUCAUAAGCAGCCCGGUGCACACUCUGAUCCUGACAUGAACUGUGAUGAAGAAGCCAAUAGUUCAAGUGAUGCCUGUAGCGAGGAAAGUGAGGAGAGUGAGGACUGUGAAGUUAGAAAGGCAGAGGAAGUGAUGGAGCAAGGAGGGCUUGGAGCUCUGGGUGGGAUUGGUGCCUUAGGAGCACUGGGCCCUAUGCACAUUAAGGUGGAACGCUACGCAGAAAGUGAGACCGACAUGCGAGGACCUGGGUCCCUAAGCUCUGACAGUGCCAGGGAUUCAGAGAGUGUUGAAGAAGAUGAUGAUGAAGAAGAUGAUAGUGGAGUUCGUGUUACUGGGGUUCUGAGCAGACACCAACGGAGGAAAAGAAGGAGGAGAAAGGGAGUAGGGCCAUAUGGUGGACGCAGAAGACGUCUCUCUGGGGGCUCCAGCCCAAGUAGAAUUGAGAGCUCACUAGGUGACACCCCGAGACUUCUUCCUUCUACCCCACCUCCUCCAGGAAGCUGCUCAUCGUCAUCUGUUCUAAAGAUCAAAACAGAGAUGUCUGAACCUAUCAACUUUGAUAAUGACAGCAGUAUUUGGAACUUUCCUCCCAACCGGGAGAUCUCCCGAAAUGAAUCCCCUUAUAGUAUGACCAAGCCUCCAGCAGGGGGUGAGCACUUCUCUCCCUCCCCAUCUUCCUCUGCAGCUGCACCCCCAGCUCUCCAUGUUUCCAUACCAGACUCUGUCCUCACGCCCCCAGGUGGGGCUGAGGGAGCUGGACGCAGCAAAGGGCAAUUCUCCGGAGCAUCUGGUGUCUUAGCACCAGUCAACUCUGAUCCCUUGUCUCCUCCACUCUCUGCCUCCCCACGGGAAAAGCCCCCUCACACGGGUGGCCCAUCCAACUCCCUUCUUUAUGCAGGGGAGCUAGAAGCACUUCAGAGGCUUCAGGCAGGUAACGUGGUCCUGCCCUUAGUACAUCGUGUGGCGGGGACUCUGGCAGCAACAGGAAGCAGUGGUCAGAGGGUGUAUACCACAGGCACCAUUCGCUAUGCGCCUGCCGAGGUGACACUGGCAAUGCAGGGUAAUCUGCUUCCAAACACCCACCCGGUGAACUUUGUAGAUGUUAAUAGCCCAGGUUUUGGACUGGACCCCAAAACCCCGAUGGAAAUGUUGUACCACCAUGUGCACCGGCUAAACAUGUCUGGCCCAUUUGGAGGAGCCGUAACGGGGACCGGCCUUACCCAGGUGCCAGCUGCCAGCGUCUUCACCACAGCAGAGGGAAUCUUCUCGUCCCUCCCCUUCCCUGUGUACAGUAAUGGCAUCCACGCAGCACAGACUCUAGAACGGAAGGAGGACUAAGAUCAAAGGGAUAUGUCAAUGACAGAGGGGAAAGGGAGAAUUGAAGGACAGACCGCAGAGAGACGGAGACAAGUGACAUUAAAAAAGGAAUGCAAAAUAUACAAAGGAAGGGGCAUCUGAAUAUACCCUUCCAUGUCUCCUCCUCUGUUGUCUAAUCCAAAGCCGAGAAGGAAGGUGGUCUUUGUGAGUGAGCCCAAUGUGUUAUUACUCUCCCCCAAACAUUCUGGGACCAGUAGCCCCGUCUUCCACACCAUGUACUAAUAGCAGGGCUGCCCAUGAGCUUUUGCCCCUUCUCCACCCUCCAUCCCUUCCCGUGGCUUUGGUUUAGGUGGCAGAUGCCUCCCCUGAGGACCGUCAGCACUGUGCCCGCUGCUUCGUCACUUGCUGAAGGGGCAGCGGCUGCGUUCUGAUCCUGUAGAAACUAAAAUAUUCCAGCACUUUGACUCACAUCUAGAAUCCCCCUUUGCCUCUAGGAACUUAAAGUGAUCCCCAUGUUACCCCAAUGUCCUGUCUCAAAAUGUUGAGCGAUAACCCGGUUCUGUAUUGUUGUUAUUUUUUUGGGACUACCCACACUCUGCUGCCGAAGCAUAGGGUGAUUAACGCUUUUACGGCCAGUAAGGCAGUGAGGUUUAUCUCAGCGUGGCACACCAAGAUCUACCAUGAAUGCAAGAUGUUAAUGGAGAUUUGCCCUUCGUUGCUGGAAGAAGACUAGCCGUGCCCAACAAUGUCUUGCGAUAAAUAAUGAUGUAUUUAUUUUAUAUACAUGAUCAGUGUUACAUGCAAGAAAGAAAUUAACUGAUGAUGCGUGGAGUUUGUACAAGCGAUCUGGGAGGUGUAAGUGUCUAAGGAAAUUAUUGCAUAUUUAUCUCUUUAGUAGGGACCAGAGAUGCUUAUGGAAAAUGUAUAUUGCAAGUUGCAGAGUACAUUUUUAUAUGCAUCUCCAGAUAAAGUAGACACCUGCCCCCCCUACUACCCCCUAUUAAAUAUGCGUGCUACACGAAGGGGCUGAAAAUGGACCAUGAUGUGCAGGCUAUAUAAAUCACUAAAUAAUAAUAC